AUGUCCCUCCGCGCCCUCCUCACCGCCAGCGCGCUCUUCCUCUCGUCAGCGCACGCCCACUUCUCCCUCACAACGCCCGUCUCCCUUGAAGGCGAUGAAAUGGACGAGAAGCUCCAGACCUCUGCCCCCUGCGGCGGCGGCACGACGGACAUCACCAAAGCCACCUUCUUCACCGACUUCCAUGUCGAUGGCAGCCCCUUAGGCUGGCUACUGGGCCAUCCCCAGGCGAAUUUCUUGAUUCGGGCGACAACGGACGAGGAUGCGUCUAAGGCGAACUGGACGCAAUUAUUUCCUGUCGUGCAGCAGAGCGGGUUUGGGAAGUUCUGUGAGCCUGUUGUGACGGCGCCAGAGGAGUGGGUGGGGAAGAAGGGCUUUGUUGGGGUCGUGGCGAAUGCCCCGGAUGGGAUGUUGUAUCAGUGUGCGGCAGUCAACUUCGUUUCAGGCGCCGCCGCCUCAAUCGAUAGCGAGGUCUGCACAAACGGCACCUCUGUCAGCGGCAGCUUCACUGGCGACUCCCAGCUGACCGCGCUUGUCGGCGACGGUAGCGUGAGCCCCAGCCCGAGUGAGACUGCCAGCAGCCCAGCGCCGAAUCAGUCGGAUAGUGCGGCAACAUCGGUAAUGGGUGGUCGGCUGCCGGUUGGCACUUUGGCAGUGUCGGUAUUGAUGGUUUUAGUUGGAGCGGCUCUUGCUUGA
Messenger RNA from Thermochaetoides thermophila DSM 1495, 693 nucleotides. RefSeq lists its product as uncharacterized. The transcript is spliced from 2 exons. Lineage: Eukaryota; Fungi; Ascomycota; Sordariomycetes; Sordariales; Chaetomiaceae. The record is from RefSeq and is a predicted model, not a curated record. The coding region runs from base 1 to 693 and encodes 230 amino acids.